Penicillium longicatenatum is the source of this 1752-nucleotide messenger RNA. RefSeq names its product putative general amidase. The record is from RefSeq and is a predicted model, not a curated record. NCBI's taxonomy places the organism in Eukaryota, Fungi, Ascomycota, Eurotiomycetes, Eurotiales, Aspergillaceae. The coding region runs from base 1 to 1752 and encodes 583 amino acids. The transcript has 3 exons.
AUGGCUUCCACUGAACCGGCAUAUGUGGCGGUUGCCCAGCGCAAACAAGCCGAACUGGCUGCUGCUAUUCCAGCGCAAUGGAAACUUCCUACACAACUCAUUCCCGCGGGAAUGCUCACGCCAGCCGAGUCCAUCACCGAGGGUCCGAAGCUGUAUGGCCGAGUCAACGUGAUGGAGAUUCCCCGUACCUGUGGGCUUUUAACAGCCGAGGAGCUAGAGAUUACAGAGAAAUAUGACGUCCGAGCCCUCGUAUUGGCAAUGACCGAGAGCAAACUCAGGGCUCAGGAUGUGGUACAGGGAUUCUGCAAAAGAGCAGCAAUCGCUCAUCAGCUGACGCGCUGCUUAACCGAGCCUCUGUUUGAUCGUGCAAUACACCGGGCGCGGGAACUUGACGACCACCUCCAACGUACAGGUCGUCCCAUCGGCCCCUUGCAUGGCCUCCCCGUCUCUGUGAAGGACACGUUCAAUAUCCAAGGUGUAGAUUCAAGCAUCGGCCUCUCCGCGCUGGCUUUCAAACCUGCCUCCGCAAAUGCCCCGCUAGUUGAUCUUCUGGAGAGCCUCGGUGCCAUCGUCAUCGCCAAGACAAACGUGCCUCAAACGCUCGCGACGUUAGACAGCUGCAACCACCUUUUCGGACGGACACUUAAUCCACUUAACCGUCAAUGGACAGCUGGCGGCAGCACAGGUGGCGAGGGUGUCCUCGUCGCGAUGCGCGGAACAAUGGUCGGGUUUGGCACGGAUAUUGGCGGCAGUAUCCGUGUGCCGGCGAUGUGCCAGGGCAUAUAUGGAUACAAGCCGAGCAAUGGACGUGUUCCGUAUGGUGGACAGGAAAGUGGACAACUUCCUGGAAAAGGUCGGAUGGCUCUGCAGGCUGUGGCUGGUCCACUUGCACGCUCGGUCGCAGACCUAGGCGCUAUUAUGGCUGAGAUCCUGCCUAGAGCUGAGCUUUUUGAUGAGGAUUGUAUUCCGGGAUUCUGGCCUACGCCUGCAUCUUCAGUGCCGGUCAGCCUGACACUGCCGCGCAACUUUACUAUUGGUAUCCUUAAGACGGAUGGUCUUGUCACCCCUUUGCCACCUGUGGCUCGUGUGAUUGCCGAAGUCGCUCAACUCUUACGCCAGACUCCUGGUAUUGAGGUUGUUGAUAUCCCCACUCCGCCGGCGAUGAACAAGUGCCAGGGACUUGCUGGUCGGCUUAUGGGUGUUGACGACGGCUCAAGUAUGAUGGAUCUCAUUGAAAGUAUGGGCGAGUCUUUAAUUCCCUGGUUGCAAGGUCGCUACGGACGUGGCAAGGCAUUGGAUGUCAAGCAGCUAGCAGCUCUACACGCCCAGCGCUCUCAAUUAGAAAAGGAGAUGUCAAAGAUGUGGACACUCGGUGUAUCCCGUGAGAGACGCGUGGAUGCUAUCAUUUGCCCCGUGGCACCGCAUCCGGUUCCCCAAAUGGACCGCUAUAAUGCUGUCGGGUACACCUCGUCUUUUGUGCUACUCGACUACCCUGCCGGCACAGUACCGGUGCGCCGGUUUGUCGAGUCUGACCUGGAACUUGGGCAGGAGAUGACUUCACCAGAGCUGGGUAGCUGGGAUAAGGCGAACCGUAAAUUAUGGAAUGAGAAAACAACCGAUCGUCGGGCUUACCUGGACUCGCCAUUGAGUGUCCAAGUCGUCACUCCAAAGCAACGGGACUAUGAGCUUUUCCAAGCGAUGGAAAUUGUCGACAGAGCAGUGCAGGGGCGCGUGGCCACUGCAAAGCUGUGA